UGACAUUAGCUUUAUCAGGCUGUGUUAAAAACAUACCAAAGAUAAUCUAUUGUGAACUUUGUACCAAAACCACACUGAACAACAUAGCAGAACCCCCCCCCCCCCUUGCAAGCCUGUUGUCUUUCAUUGAAUUUAUCAAUCACAGUAUAGUAGGUGGUGGUGGGAGGAAUAUAAUCACUGUGUGGUUCUGUCGCAGCUUUUAAACAAAAGACAAGCAACACACACACACAGACAGAUACAGUUGGGAUUUUACAUACUUCCUUCAUGGAUGUUAGAACUUCCUCGACCUUAUGGAUUCUCUUCCUCACCACACAAUGUGCCACAGCACUGCUCUGCUACCAAUGUGAAAGCAAUUUCACUCAUUCAGACUGCGAAAAUAAUUUUAAGAAACUAAAAGAAUUUGUAGUGAAUUGUAAGGAUUCCUACUGUGCUGUGGAGAGCCUAUAUGUUGAUGGUAAAACAAACUUGUUCAGCAGACACUGUAGCAAUGGAAGGAUGACAAUUGCUAACAAUGCCAAGAUGAAACACCUGAAUGCUGAGACCAACAUCACUGUGUAUGCACGCAAAAAGGAAGCAGUGGUUGCUGCCUCUAUCUGCAACAAAGACUACUGCAAUGGCCCAGCAAACACCUCCCCAAAACUACAAUUACAAUUUUCUCUUAUUAUACUCUCUGUUUCUCUCUUCUACUCUUUUCUUUCAUUGGCUUCAUUUAACACUUUAAACAUUCAUCAAAAUUAAUUGUGUUGCCACCUGUGUGUUUGUUUGUGUGUGUGUGUGUAUAGGUACAUAGAUAGAUAGACAGACAGACAAAUAGAUAGAUAGAUAGAUAGAUAGAUAGAUAGAUAGAUAGAUAGAUAGAUAGAUAGAUAGAUAGAUAGAUAAAUAGAUAGAUAGAUAGAUAGAUAGAUAGAUAGAUAGAUAGAUAGAUAGAUAGAUUAUACAUAUAUGUAUGUAUGUGUGAAAGUUCAUUUAAUUUUUCUCAUUAUUUGUAAAAACAUAUAUGUCUCAUUUUCUCCAUAGGUCUUGAUCAAGAGAAUGGUAUCUACCAUCGAAUUUCAAUGUUCCCUGGGUGUUAUGCUUUAUAUACCAAUUCCAAAUGAUUUCAUUUCACGUCAUUUUCAUUCCUUUCUCUCACUUCUUCAAAAGAAAUAACAGAAAUUAAUAAAAUGCUUUUCAAACUGCA
Messenger RNA from Octopus bimaculoides (California two-spot octopus), 1183 nucleotides. RefSeq lists its product as uncharacterized. Gene Ontology annotation, biological process: positive regulation of voltage-gated potassium channel activity; sleep; regulation of synaptic transmission, cholinergic. NCBI's taxonomy places the organism in Eukaryota, Metazoa, Mollusca, Cephalopoda, Octopoda, Octopodidae. The record is from RefSeq and is a predicted model, not a curated record.